This is a messenger RNA of Prinia subflava (tawny-flanked prinia), 3611 nucleotides long. RefSeq names its product zinc finger protein 750 (gene ZNF750). Bases 501 to 2636 code for a protein of 711 amino acids. The record is from RefSeq and is a predicted model, not a curated record. Gene Ontology annotation, biological process: epidermis development; positive regulation of transcription by RNA polymerase II. Gene Ontology annotation, cellular component: nucleus. Gene Ontology annotation, molecular function: DNA-binding transcription activator activity, RNA polymerase II-specific; RNA polymerase II cis-regulatory region sequence-specific DNA binding; promoter-specific chromatin binding. The transcript has 3 exons. Lineage: Eukaryota; Metazoa; Chordata; Aves; Passeriformes; Cisticolidae.
CUUGGUUGUUGGAGGGCACGGAGCGACGGGAGCUCCCUUCGAUAGCCGAGAUGCUGAGGUAAUGCUCAAUGAGAGCGGUGGACGCAAACAAAUGAAUCGUAGCUGCAGGCUGGAGUAAUAUCAGGUGCAUCUCUACACCCCGAGGGCUCAACUCCUACACGCUCAGGUCCCUCCCCUGGAACAGCCUCCUGCAGUUUCACUCAGGGCUCAGGCAGAGAACAGGUACUGCUCUCCCAGCAGUGACAGCUCCAGCUCAGCGCCCGCCCGGCAGCCCUCGGACACCGCAGUGCCCGUUCCUGCACCAGCAGUGGCAAAGCCUUGUUUUCUGGCACCCUGUUCCCUGAGACACCGUAGGAGCUGGCUGCUUCUCCUCACCUGGGAAGAAGGACUCUAGAAACCUGAAAAACCGGAAACAUCACGAGGCUAAAACUGAGGGAAGCCAACCACAAGAAAGUUUUUAUAAAGAGCCAUUACAUUUAAUUGUUUAAAGCCGAAAAAAAAUGAGUCUCCUCAAAGAACGUAAACCCAAGAAGCCUCAUUACAUCCCAAGACCACCAGGAAAACCAUUCAAGUACAAGUGCUUCCAGUGCCCCUUCACUUGCAAUGAGAAAUCCCAUCUCUUUAACCACAUGAAGUACGGCCUCUGCAAAAACUCCAUCACUCUGGUGUCAGAGCAGGACCGCGUCAUCAAAUGUCCAAAGAGCAGCUCCCUGGAGCCCAAACAGAUCAAUCAGCUCGAAUCCACCGUCAAACCAACUUCUUCUAAAUCUGUCACAAACGGACUGCCAAGCCUCGACUCAAAGCCUCAAUAUCCUUUUACAAAAGAAGAUGCCAAGGAAAAUGUUGAGUUACAAAACCAGGCAACGAACGCAGCAAUUCAAGGACAAAAACCGGCGAUUCCGAAGGAAUUAAGCCCUGCCAGCUCCGCAGCUGAAGGGGCCAUCAGCGUGCAGCCCCUGAUGGAGGGCAUGGUGAGGCCCUCAGCCUUCGUUCCUGUCGGAGAACAUCGAGACAGCAAAGGCCCAGAAAUCACUGAGGCAUCUGAAAUCCUCUCCCUCUCUAACAAAAGUUCUCCUUUCCACACCAAGUCUGCGUUUCACGCACCAGCCCACCCGUGGAAGGCAGGUUCUUUCCUUCCAGAAUUUCCACAUAAAGUUGCUCCCACAAAAGGCUUUGGUUCCAUUUCACCUUACAUGCAACCAAUGAUUCCUGAGUACUCACCCCAUUUCUAUGAGCACCGGCUUGCAAUCUACACACCUUACCUGCUCCCAGGUAACUCAGAGUGUGAAAGUUCUGCUCUCUCUGUCUACGGAACACAGGAUCAGAGACACUUUCUUCCCCACCCUGGGCCACUUCCAAAACCCCUAAAUCCAUCAGCAUAUGAACACUAUCGGUUGUUCCAACAAUACCACUCCACUCCACCAAUACCAUAUGGAUUUUGUAGGCCAACAGAUCCUCCAUUUUACAGAUUUUCACACGUAGCUGGUAUUAAUAGGGAUCAAAACUCUCAUCUGAUGGAAGAAACUACCUUGCUGUACCCAGCUUCUUUAAGCCCUUCCCAACAAUACCCUCUAAGUUCACAUAAAAAACCAGCAGAUUAUGAAAAAGAAAUGACGUUAUUGCAUGCCAAAGGUAACCCUAAGGAUGACCAAAAUGAAAGAGAGAAUGCCAAAAUGAGCCCUCUUGCAGGAAGUGCAGCAACAGGCUCCCCUGGCAGACCCAGCCCCACCAACUUCACCCAGACAAGCCACACGUGUGAGGGUUUGUUUGACCUCUCCAACAAGUCAUCGUCCACAUCCCUGGGCAAAUAUGACCAGGCAGAAGAAAACUUCACAGCCUUCAGACCUGUGAGGAAAAGCACUGACCAACCGCCUUCCCUUCAAGGUGUGCAGGCACAGCAGGAGAGAGGGGAUUCACCUAACAGCAUUAAUGUCACUGAUGAAGACUCACACACACAGACCGACGGCCAGAACAACGCGGGUUCACUGUCCAACAUGGAAGAAGACACAGGGAUAGCCCCCCUCAACCUUUCAAAAAAGGCCGACACAAGCACAGGACCUACUCACGAGCACACGUACAAAACCCCAUCCAAAACAGACAGGCAGAGCUUCCUGGAAAUGCAGGACGUGCCCCUGAACCUGUCGGUAAAGGACUCCUGUAACACAGCCAGCAUGAAAACAUCCUUCCACAGCCCACCCCACGACAACGGCGCCGCUGCCGCUUCUCCCAGCGCCGAGAAGGAGAGCUCCGGAGCGGAGCCGUGCGUCCCCAAGAACCCCGGCAGUGGCACAGGUGACAAACCCUUCACGGCGCAGCGCGGUGACACUGCGGACUUGGGGCUGAUGGAGGGCUGUGACGAGCAGAAGCAGACGGCGGCUGUGGCUCUGUGCCAGCUGGCUGCCUACAGCCCCGGCACGGCGCGGCUGGACAGCGACGGGCACGGCGCGCAGGACGGGCACGCCGCGCCCGCCGAGGCCGCCGCCGACGCUCAGGAGAGUCCCUGCAAUCCCAAGGGGAAAGGACAAAAAAGGACAAACCAAAGAGAGUCGGCGAAAUCCCAGCAAGGCGCUAAGAGGGUCAGGCCCAAUGACUGCAGCAGAGUCUUCACUUUGAGGAAGAGAACAAGAGUGUCCUAAUCCUCCUCCUUCCAGUGAGCUUCUGGUUGACCCAGCAUCGUCGUGAAAUUUCUACAAACCCUCACUCAUUGGGCUUGGCCCGUGACAAGAUACAUUCAAUCUCUCCACUGUAAAUAAUGUUCAUAAUUUUAUAUUAAUAUUUUUAAGUAAUUGAACUUUGCCUUGUACAAGCUCAGGUUUUGAUGAGUGAAUUUUUGCAUUCAUUACUAAGGCCAAAGUAAUUUAGAUGAAUCUUCAAAGGGUUUUUGCAAUUGUAUGAUGUAAAAUAACUUUUACAACUUCUUUUCUUAACAGAUGUUUAAGCUCUAGAAACAAUAUUGCUCGAUAACAUACUGUCGUAGUCUUUUUUCAGCCUUAACUUCAUCUAAUGGAGGGGUUUUUUUGGUCUUUUUCUUCUUUUGAAAACCUUUUUAUGUCACUGUGCAGUAGUUUAAACAAGCUUAAGAUUAAAACUGGCUUUUGAGAAUAUCCUGUAAAAACUGCUCUGUGUAUGGAUGCACUUUGCCAUUGUGCCCUAAGACAUAACAACAGAGCAAAUUUAGUUACUCAGAGGCAGAUGCCACUUUAAAUAAACUGCCUCAAACCCUGUGUAAGUGACCUCUUCUUGCACUGACUCACAACGAGAUUCAACUCAAACCAAAGAAAGCCUGCACAGGUUUAAUAAAUGCAGUUUAUGUUCAACUUUAAGUGAAUCACUAUGAAAACAACACUAAAAAUAUGAAGAACUAAGCAAUCCAUGUGCCUGCUUUGCUGAGGUUACACAGACACUGGGCAGCCUUCAAACUCCAGGCCUAAAAUGUUAUUUAUAUAAUUUAUUUCACCUGAGGCAAACUCUCCUGGUGAAGGUCUUGUUUCAGUACCUGUGUAUCACUCACUAUCAGUUUGUGUCCUUCUACAUACAGCCAUAAACUAUUUCCUACUUCUAUAUCUGUGUAUAUAAACUGGCAAUUUUUCAAAUAAAUCUUGUGAUCGGUA